Molecule: messenger RNA, 6786 nt
Organism: Anolis carolinensis (green anole)
Lineage: Eukaryota; Metazoa; Chordata; Lepidosauria; Squamata; Anolidae
Gene: dnajc5
Product: DnaJ heat shock protein family (Hsp40) member C5
Exons: 6
Coding region: 339-938 (199 amino acids)
Biological process (GO): regulation of synaptic vesicle cycle
Cellular component (GO): intracellular membrane-bounded organelle; membrane; presynapse
Source: RefSeq, a predicted model, not a curated record
CUGGCAAAGAGGAAGAGGAGGAGGAAGAAGCAGCAGCAGCAGAAACAGUAGAUAAGGUUGCAUCCCUUCUGAGACGGUCAGGGACCUUUUUUUGCUCUUUUUUGCACCUUCUUGGCUUGCAAACUGGGCUGGGAAAGGGCUUUACUCUCGAGUAGACCCAUGGCGAGGGCUGGCUGCAGGGCAUCAGAGCGUGCCUUGGCCCUUUAAGGCUCCAGGAGACUCCAUCGAAAGGCAAUACGGUAAAUCAUUUUCUGGACUCUUGAAGGCUGACUUUUUAGGAUCCCACAUCCAGGAUCCAGCUGGCUAUUUCAUAAGGACGGAUUUGUUAAGGUUAAUUCAUGAUGGGAGACCAGAGGCAACGUUCAUUGUCUACAUCUGGGGAAUCACUGUACCAUGUUUUAGGACUGGACAAAAAUGCCACCUCAGAUGAUAUUAAAAAAUCAUACAGGAAACUGGCAUUAAAAUAUCACCCUGAUAAAAAUCCAGAUAAUCCAGAAGCUGCAGAUAAAUUUAAAGAGAUCAACAAUGCACAUGCGAUAUUGACUGAUGCUACAAAACGAAAUAUUUAUGAUAAGUAUGGUUCCUUGGGUCUCUAUGUAGCAGAGCAGUUUGGAGAAGAGAACGUGAACACAUACUUUGUGCUGUCCAGCUGGUGGGCAAAGGCACUGUUUGUGUUCUGUGGGCUCGUCACAGGCUGCUACUGCUGUUGCUGUCUCUGUUGUUGCUGUAACUGUUGCUGUGGGAAGUGUAAACCGAAACCCCCUGAAGGCGAAGAGCAAGAAUACUAUGUCUCUCCUGAAGACUUGGAGGCGCAGCUACAGUCAGAUGAGAGGGAGGCCUCAGAUACCCCAAUUGUGAUACAGCCAGCCUCAGCUACAGAGACGACCCAGCUCACGGCAGAUUCCCACCCCAGCUACCAUACCGAUGGAUUUAAUUAAGUUAAGGAAGCACUGUUAACUACAAUGGAUAAGAAUAAAUAACAUGGCCAAUCCAGCACUAGAAUCAUGGACAUUAGAAAUAGAAUAUGGGAAGGGAGAUGUUCUGCCACAGAAAGAGGGCAGCCUUCAACCUGCUGAAAAUAUUUUGUAAUCCCUUCGCCUUUUGUCACCUUCAGUGUCGUAUCUUGAUGAUACAUGGAAGUACUGUAGCAUGCAGUAUUUAAAGCAGUUUAGCUUUGGUCUGUUUUGUUUCCUUUUAAAAAAAGAUAGCAUGUGUGGAGUUUACGUUAUAAACGUCUUUGUGUUGUAAUGUAUUGAGGAGUUAUCACAAUGAGUGUGAUGGAUACGUUCUGCAUUUUAAGCAGUGAUACCAGCCAAAAACAACAAGCAUUUUUCAAAGAGAAGUUAGAUCUGUCACAGAAGCCUCCACACUUCUGUACAGUUGAGCUACGAACAUCCCUUGAAGGCUGCUAUUCCUCAUCCACUUGAUAGUAACUACAAUUUCCAACAUUUUUGCACCAUUCCCUUGGCUCCUUACACUUCUGUCUCACCAGACUUACCUUGAAAAAUGCUAAUGUUGUGAGAAAAGGAGAAUUGUUUUAAAAAUAAUGAAGUUGUCUCAAAAUCUUCCUCUCGCUUAUCUGUUUCAUCUUCAAACUAUAAUCUGAUAGUCAGCUGCUUUUUACAUUCUUUUGUGGGAGAGGGCCAAAAUGUGGGUUUUGCUACAAAACCAGAUGUUACUUGAAUUAUCUCUCUGCAUUUUAAAUUUAAGUGCGCACUAAUUUUGUUCAAAUCGAAUCAUUCCCCUGCACUAUUUAUAAUCAGAUAUUGCCAUUUUUUUUACUUGUGCAUGGACAUGAAAAACUGAUGUAUAUUCUCAUUGUCUAGCUUGAAUGAAGUUGAAGCAAAUAAAUAGUCAAAAGCAAAUUUUAGAUUUCUGCUGUUCGGACUAUAUAUUGCCAUAGUAUGUAAGAUGUCAUUGCUUUGAUAUUUUCCCCAAGAAGCUCCUUUACAUAGGGAAAAAGCCUAAACUAAAGAAAUUAAUGGCCACUUUAUGUUAUAUAUUCUGGAUGCCCACUUUUAGCAUGUAUUUAAUGACCAUUUUAAAAAGAAAACCCUCUAGUGAGAAUGCAAGUAGCACUGUGUUUCAUAUAUACACCCCAGUCAGGGAACUAUUGGCAAUGGCAGCUUAUUGAGUGUACAUUACAUUUGAUGGCAGACAGGUUUGCUGCUAUGCAAUUCAGGUGAAACCCGAGUUGAUUCGCUCCAUAGACAGUGAGCACGCGAAUGGAAUUCUGCAACUUUAUUUGGCUGCUUGAACAGGCUUUGCCAUUUUUUGACCUCUGUUCUCCCUUUGUAAAAUGGGAGCAAAAACACUGAAUUUUGCUAACUGUUUUGCAAUGCAUUACACACUUGAAAUAUUAUGUUUAGUUUUUUAGGGUUGCUAAAUGGCUAUCAAAGCAAAGAAGCAAAGAAAUCACUCCUAUUUCCUUGUAUCUGAAUAGAAAAAUAUUUUGCACAUAAUUCUUUUUAAAAUAUAGGGUACUUUUAGUUGGGCAUUUCUCUUGUCCCUCUGAUGAUACGUUUAUAGUGAACACUCUUGGGGGAAAAUAAUGAAUGGAGAUUGUGUGGAGUGUGUGAAUGGAGUGGAUGUUAUCAAGGCUCCAUAGAUGUAACUUACUGCUUGCUCUGUCUUGCUUUAGAAAAUGUUGUGUUUGUUUUGUAGGGAUAUAACCAGGAAUGUUCAAGGAUUCAGGGCAGUGCAGUGGCUACUCUGACCUUUUUUUAAAAGCAGUCUUCCCUCUGCUCUUUUUUUUUUGUCUCUUAUCCUUUCAUGGAAAAAGUUACACUCAAACUUGAGAUGGUAGAACGACUGUAUCGCAUGCCAGUACAGAUUCUCCAUAUGUGUGUGAGAUGGGGAUUUCUUCCUCUCUUCAGGGAAGAGCUGUCUAACUGAGCCUUUUGCCUGACUCCCCUAUCCCAUUUUGCAGGAUUUUAAUGUAAGAGAGCAUUCAUAAAUAUUAUCCCUGCUGUCAGUGUGAUAUAAUACUUUCAACUCUAUCCAUUCUCUCAUUCUGCAAAAUUUGUGGAUUAGGCUUACUUUGUUUAGACAUUUCUUUUGGGGUGCUUCACUGUGGCUUAUUUCCACAGGCUUGGCAUGUUUUCUCUAGAGAACUCUAUUUCCCUCAUUGGACCCAGAAGAAAGAGGAAAAGUAAGAACUUUGAAAUCAUGGUAGACAUGUGGACAGGAAUGGCCUUUUUCAAUGUCAGCCUAGCACUUUCAUCCCAUCCCCACCUCUUUCCAGAGGGGUCCAGCUGCAUUGCAUGCACAACCCAUUUGCUCUAGGUGUAAACAUAGUUCUUAACUUUUUGAUGGUGUGCUAACAAAAUACACUAUUAAAACAGUUGCUGUGAUCAUUCAAAUCUUUCAUACUUCCACCUCUAUACUAAGCAACCGUAUAAUGCACAUAUGAAUAGAUGUUUGUCUAGAUUUCACCGAAUACUUUACUAACUUUUUGACCUUCCUUAUGGAAGAGAAUUUCACAAAUCUCAACUUCCCCAUCCUAUUCAUUUCACCCCAUUCGAGGCCAAGAAGAUAAUGAAAUUUCAUUUUCACAACUCCUUACCAUUGUUGUAUGCUGACUUCAGCCCCCUGCGUGUUUAUAAUUUCAAAUGGUUUUGUUGACAGUGGAAACAAAUUGAUUUAAUUUUCAACAUAAGAUACUGCUUCACGCAAAUAGCUGUUGAAAUAUACAUUCAAGGCACUUUGUCUUCUGUCUUGCACUUUUACAUAGUGAUUUGUGGUCAUUUUUAGGUAGAUUUUGAGGCUAUUCAUUAGAUCCUUUUGGGUCAUCAUUUCAUAAUCCACUCUAGUAACUCUGUUGCUAAAGCCAUAAUGACGCUUCUGUGUAUCAGUAUGCAAAUGUUACCAUCUUCUGUUGUUCUGCACUAUAGAUUCAAACUAUGCUCAAGCUUUUUCUAAAUAAUGCUUAAAUAGCUUAGUAGAGUGAGGGACUGUGGUAUGAUCUUAAAGAGAUAAAAUAUUGUUUAAAGUGAGGCCAGAAUUCUAGUUUGUUAUGGAAAUAGAUACAUCUGCUACUAAGAAUGCAUUUAAAUUUCGAAAUGUGAGAACAGUGUUGAAUAGUUACUGUUUCCUGCAGCGUAUACACAUUUUUUAAAGAUUCUUGUUGCACUUUCUGGGGGAUUUUGAAAAUAUGCCAAAGCAAUUUUAGAAAAGGCGGAAGGGAGCAUGUUUCCAUGUGAGUGACAAGUUUGUCUUGAACUUUUUAGUGCAGGCUGUUUGGGAAGCUCACAAUCUUCUGUCUUUAGCCUUGGUUUUCCACUCAGUGUACAAGAUAAUCCUCCCGAUUUUGAUGCAUUAGCAAAUUCAAGUUGACUUUUCUUCCUUACAGCAAACUUUCUGUUUUCCAAACCCUUAUUUGCCAGGAGACCAGUGGCGGCUUAAAUUUUUGUUGUUCGUGACUUUGUCAAAAUCAGUGAAUCCUACAAAUUGAAAUACAUGAUUUUGUUCUUGGCAUGGAUAUCACACCUAGAAUCAAGGAAAUGUUUGUAACUUUUUCAAAAAUCUGUUUUGGAAAACAGUAUUCCUAACCGUUGAUAAAAAUUGAUUCUCCAGGAAACUUUACUAUGCUAUUACCUGGUGCAGGGUUGGCACUCCCAAGAAUUUAAAGAAAGAAUUUUAUAAUUCUAGCCACAGAGACUCCGUUGUGCAAAUAAUAUUCUGGUGAAGGGCCUGAAAUGGAUAGAAAUCUUGUGUAACUCUUUUAAACUACAGAAUAAGCGAAACUGGGAAGAUUUCUGCCUUAAUUCUGAAAUCUGGCUACAGUAGUCAUGCAUCCCAUGCAAACACAUCAUUAUUUCCCAAACAAACACUUACAACAUGAAUGAUUUAUUCGUGUGUUUAAACACUAUUGAAUGCAUCUUUGUGAAAGCUAGUGGGGAAUCUUAAAAGAGAAAUGAGAAAAGCUAAGUAGCGUCCUACAGACAAGAGGUAGAUUUUGAUGAAUAUGAAUAAAGGUAGGAAAGUUCUGGUUUGAAAAAAAUCCAUAAUUAGGGGCAUAGAGGAAACCAGAUUCCAACUACUUCCAGUGCUGUGAGACACAAUGCAGCAUGGAUAAUCAUUGCCAUGUAUGGGUUCCUAUACUUCUUGUCUGGUAGUCAUUUAGAUUUGGCUGUUCAGUUGGAAAAAAAGGAAGAAGAUGGUUGGCAUCUUGGCAAGUAUGAAAUGCCAUAUUUUUCAUCCAUUUGUGAGUGAGAUGAGAACUAUGUUCCAACAGAAACCUUGGAAGGAAAUGUUAGCUUUUUUCCCUUAACAUUCCUUUUAGCUCAUUGGUUCUCAAUCUGUGGGUACCCAGAUGUUUUGGUCUUCAACUCCCAGAAAUCCUAACAUCUGGUAAACUGGCUGGGAUUUCUGGGAAUUGUAGACCAAAACUCCUGGGGACCCACAGGUUGAGAACCACUGUUUUAGAUCCUUUAUAGAUCUGCAUUGUUAUCUUCCUUGUUUUCCCUCUUUUCUGAAAGAUUUGGAUUUCUCACCCCACAAAAGAUACGUUUGGAGAGAUGGUGUUUAAUCACAUGAAUAUACGGUACAAGAUCCUCCAAAACUAGAUAUUGCAGAGAUGGCCUCCCUCACCUUUUAGGCGGAACCUUAUUAGCUUUGUGUUUUCCCCUCUUUGUCUCCAGAAUAACAUGGCCGAAUAUAUAGUCCAAAAAUAUAUGGUGUGUGGUUGUUUUUUUGUUUUUGUUUUAAUUUUGCUAGAGGCAAUCAGUGUAACUCUUUUAUUAUAUCUUGUAAUUUAAUGCAUCUUACAUCAGUGUUGAGGAUGUACUUAAUUGCAGGGGUUUGUCUCACAAAGUUGAGCCAUGGAUGUGUGUGUGUGUGUGUGUGAAUCACAGCACAUUUGGCAACCUGGAAGCGUUUGUUAAGUGUAUGCACUUGUGUGUAGCUAUCACAUUGUGCUGCGGCCAUUGUUCCAUUCUUUCUUGGGUUUUCUUCUCCUUGUGACCUGCUUCUCUUGGGGAUUUUUUGCUUUAAAAAAUAGCUUUCCUCUAUUAAAGCAAGGUUAAUCUCUUCAUUAUGAAGUAAUGCUUGGACAGAUUCCCUUUUGUGGACUACAGUUCCCAAAGUCCUUAAGCCAUCUGAGGGUGUCCUGAUAGCUGAUGGAUUCUGGGAGUUGUAGUAAAAUAACCAAAACAUUUCUGAACUCUGGUUUGAAAGUAAGGGUAUAGCCAAUGCUCCCUUUAAUCGGCUUCUGUUUGCUUCAAUGAACUUUAGAAAGCCCUUUGAAAUGAGCCAAGCCUUCCUAGCAAUGUUGAGUAGAUCCCAUGAUUGAUUUUUUUACUAGAUUUUGUUGUCUGAAGUCUGUGUUGACCUGAAGAUGUAACAAGAGUCUCCUUUUGCACUUGUACUUGCGGGAUGGGAGAAGGGAAAAAAAUCCUAAUGUGUUUUUAAAAAAAUGUUAGGUGUAAAAAGAAUAAAGAAAAGAAAAUCAAUACAAUCAAAAGUAUAAAUGCAUUUGAAAAGCAAUGAUAUAUAAAUAUAUAUAUACAUAGAAUCUAUAUAUAUAUUUUGUUAUGUUACUUAAAGGAUCAACCUUUACAUUGUAUGUAAGUAGCUGUGGCUGUCUGAACUUUGUGGAUUGUUAACACACGCAAGUACUGAGCUCCUGUACAUACCUACAGUUCUAGCAGAAGGAAUUAUUUUAUGUUUUAGCAUGGUAUUUUAUGUAUUGUAUGUCUGAAUAGGAACUUAAAAAUUAAAAAAAUAAAGACUGCUAAAUUAUCAGUAAACUAAGGUUGUAAAAUAAAUGUUUUCAAUGCAAACAAA